UGAGGGCGCCUCUAGCCGAGCCGGGCGCGCAGGCUCGGUAGCUCGCGCGUCGCCUCAGCCCGUCGGUCCGUCAGCGCGUGAGGGAGCUUCGCCCGGAGCGGCGGCGGCAGGACGGGGACCGGGACCGGGACCGGGCUGCUGGGUCGGCCGGUCGGUGUUGGAUGGAGGCUCCCGUCCGCCUCGCCGGUUCUCACUGGAAUGUCCUGGGGAGCGUCUGUCGAGCGGGAGCGGAGCCUCUCUGGGCGCAGCAGCCAGCGCCGCGGCGGUUGAGAGGUUCUUCAUUGAGCCAUAUUACUCUGAAGCUCUCUGCCACCAGCCUUUGUAACUUGGCAUUAUGCAUCCUGAUCCAUUACCUUCACACAAACUUCUUUUUCUUUCAGUUUUCCUCUCCACUGCAGCUUCAGAGUUGAUUCCUCACUUUAUUUCUGAACCUCUUUCUACUGUCCAGAAGCCAGGAGCAACUAUAAAGCUUUACUGUUCCGCUGAACCCUCUACAGCUCAUCUCUCUUGGAUAUUCAAUGGAGAGAAAUUGCAUAAGAAAAUAGAGCAAGUAGACCCACAACCUGGAUCCCUUACCAUUUUCUCUCUUAGCCCUUCAAAUUCUGGAGCCUACCAGUGUGUUGCUAAUAACAGUAUUGGUGCAAUAAUCAGCAGGCCUGCAACUGUGUCUCUAGCAUAUCUUGAUGAUUUUGAAUCUUCAUGGAGAAACACAAUUUCAGUGGAAGAAGGGAAUACUGCUUUAAUAGGUUGCAAGCUACCAAAAAGCAAUCCAAAAGCACAGAUUCGCUUCCGUGUACGGGGAAAAUGGCUGGAACAAUCAACAGAAAACUACCUUAUUCUCCCAUCUGGAAAUCUGCAAAUUUUGAAUGUAUCUUCAGCUGACAAGGGAAUUUAUAAGUGUGCAGCAUAUAAUCCGGUUACUGAUGAUCUCAAACUUGAACCUACUGGACAUAAGCUCGUAAUCAGUAACUUUUCCUCAGCGGAUAUUCAUAUUCUUCAUCCAACCAGUUCUCAGGCAUUAGCAAUACCUCAACAUAGACCUCUGACGUUGGAGUGUGUAGUUAGUGGGCUGCCUGUUUCUUAUGUUCACUGGUAUAAAGAUGGCAGAGAUGUGCUCAUUCAGAACAGAUGGAACCUCUCUCAUUCGCAUCUUACCAUUGAUUCUGUGGAUCUAUCCGAUGCCGGAAACUAUUCCUGUGUAGUCCAAGAUGAUUCUGGAGUUACGAAAUAUGUGAACUACAGCAUAAAUGUGCUCGAACCCGCUUCUAUAUCAAGAGGAUUACAAAAUCAGUUAGUGUCUUGGGGCAAAAAUGUGCAUCUAUCCUGUGAAAUACAUGGAAACCCUUUACCUAAUGUUACCUGGUAUCAUAAUGGCAUUCCCGUCCAUCUUUCUUCCCGGCACUUUCCUUCAGGAAACAAGCUGAGAAUAAAUCAGUUUGCUCCAGAAGACACAGGAUUGUAUCAGUGCUUAGUAAACAACGGCAUUGGAUUUUCACAGUCCACUGGGAGAUUUCAUUCCCAAGCAGACAAAAAUUCCAAGCCAAUUAUAACUUCACUGCCAGCAAAUACCAAAACGAUAGAGGGUGACAGUGUGUCAUUGUCAUGUAAUGCCACUGGAUUGCCUACCCCUGUAAUUCGUUGGUACAACAGGCAUGGAAUAAUUAGCACCCAUCCUUCACAGGUGCUCUACUCAAAAUCACAUAAGUCAUCCCCCCAAUCAAGAAGUGGUAACUCCAUUGCAGACAGAGCCUACUUCAUUAUGUCUCGCAGUGGGUCAAGUUCCUUAUAUAUUCAGCCUCUUACAGCAGAGCAUGCUGGGAAAUACAUCUGUGAAGCAACAAAUGAUUAUGGACUUGCUCGUUCAGAGACUUUUCUUACAGUUGUUCCCUAUGAAGCCAGUACAAAAACCGAAGCUCCUCCUUUUGAAAUUGCCCAGAAUGAUGAUGGAGACGGAGAUCUUGUUGAUUCAGAAAUGGGCCUCCCCAGAAAGUCUCCAGCCGAAAUUCUUACUGACAAAACCGCUGCAGAAAAAAAAACCAGUGGCAUUUCCCCACCCGAAGCUCCCAUCAUUCUCAGCCCUCCACAAACACUUAAGCCAGACCAGUAUAACCUGGUCUGGAGAUCUGGAAAGGAUGGUGGUCGACCAAUCAAUGUUUAUUUUGUGAAAUAUCGCAAGCUGGAUGGCAAUGUUACUAAUUGGUAUACAAUUCGUGUUCCUGGAAGUGAAAAUGAACUUAGUCUUACAGAACUGGAACCUUCCAGUCUAUAUGAAGUCUUGAUGGUUGCAAAAAAUGAUGCUGGCGAAGGUCAGCCUUCCAUGCUUACUUUUCGUACAAGCAAAGAAAAGUCAUCCUCUUCAAAAACCUCACAGACACCCUCUCAACCAAUUGGCAUUCCUAAACAUUCUGUCAUUCAGGAAGGAACAACCAACAAUUUUGGCGUGGUCCUUCCAGAUCUGUCUCGACAUAGUGGCGUUCCUGAGGCACCAGAUCGGCCUACUAUUUCAAUAGCAUCAGAAACCUCUGUUUGUGUCAAUUGGAUCCCACGAGCAAACGGUGGGUCACCCAUCACUGCCUUUAAAGUAGAAUAUAAACGUGUUAACAGAAAUAAUGAAUGGCUAAUUGCAGCAGAUAACAUCUCUCCAUCUAAACUUUCAGUGGAAGUUGACAAUUUGGAUCCAGGAACUGCAUAUAAGUUCCGUGUAAUUGCUGUUAAUAAUUAUGGGGAAAGCCCUCGAAGUUCUCCCUCUCGACCGUAUAACGUGGCUGGCUUCACCAACCGAUAUUCCAACCGCCCCAUCACAGGACCUCACAUUGCUUAUACUGAAGCUGUCAGUGACACCCAGAUCAUGUUAAAGUGGACUUAUAUUACUUCAAGUAACAACAACACGCCUAUCCAAGGAUUUUACAUUUAUUAUCGUCCAACGGAUAGUGACAAUGAUAGUGAUUACAAGCGAGAUGUUGUAGAAGGUACAAAACUGUGGCACUUGAUAAGCCAUCUACAACCUGAAACAUCGUAUGACAUUAAAAUGCAGUGUUACAAUGAAGGAGGAGAAAGUGAUUACAGCAAUGUGAUGAUGUGUGAAACCAAAGUGAAACGAUCACCUGGAGCAUCUGAAUACCCAGUAAAAGACCUUAGUACACCACCUAAUUUCCCUGACCGUGGAAUUGGAAGCAAUGCAGGGCAACCAAAUGGUUCAGUCCGGAGUAGCAACAUGUUGUAUCUCAUUGUCGCCUGUGUCCUUGGAGUGAUGGUUUUCAUUCUGAUUGUCUUUAUUGCCAUGUGUUUAUGGAAGAACCGUCAGCAAAACACCUUGCAAAAGUAUGACCCUCCUGGCUAUCUCUACCAAGGUACAGAUAUCAAUGGACAGAUGGUUCAGUAUACAACGCUCCCAGGCACAAGCCGCAUUAAUGGUGGUGUACAUGGAAACUUUAUCAGUAAUGGAAAACAUAAUAAUGGAUGCCUCCACCUCCAUCAUAAGGUUGCUAAUGGAAUGAAUGGGAUCGUGAAUGGUGCCAUCAAUGGAGGAACUGGGGUUUAUCCAGGACAUUCUAACUCCCUCUCCAGAACGCACAUCGAAUAUGAACACACCCAUCACAUAGGAAAUGGUGGUGACGUAUAUACAUCAGUCCCUCAGACAGAUCCUUCAGAGUAUGCCAAUUGCAGGAACUGCUGGAAUAAUAACAGAUGUUUCACUAAAACCAGUGGCAAUUUUGGCAACAGUUCUGUACCAGUGAUGGCACCUUAUCAGCAAGACAGUCUAGAAAUGAAACCAUUAAAUCACAUGAUUGUGGCCAUGUGCUUGGCAUCCACAGUCCCUGGAUGCAGCAUUGAGACUGAGGAAAAUGAUAAGGAGAAGGCAGAAUCGCCAUCACAUCAGGACUCUUGUGGCCAAGAAAAUGUGAGCCCACUCAAUAUGAAUUGUACAUCAGAACACAGUGCACAUCUGGAGACAUCUGAUGCCACAUUGAACUGGAGCCCCCUUUUUCAUCGGCCAAUUUCAAAACACUGUCAUGAAAAGACCGAAGUGAUUUCAAACGGGAGCAUUACCUUGGACAGUUUGGGGGGACAUCAACCGCUCCAAAUACAAGAGACUUAAAGAAAUGGUCUUCCUUGAUACUCCAGUAAAGCCAGUAACUGCACAGCAGAAUUGCUGGAAGGGACGGACAACAAAAAUAUUAAUUAUUAGAAUCACUAUUUAUUUUUCAUUUUGAGAUGCAGUAUCCUAUGAAUGUAUGUUUUAAAACACCCUUUUGCUGUUGUGUAAUUAUUUAUCCCUGGAAAAACCAAUCUCCCACACCUCCCUGAAUGAAAUCAUUGUGAUGAGUGAUGAUACUAGAGAUCAGUGUUUCUCAACCUUGGCACCUUGAAGAACUGGCUGGGGAAUUCUGGGAGUUGAAGUCUACCCAUCUUCAACAUAUCAAGGUUGAGAAACACUGUUAUAGAUGAUGUCUUCCUUGGACAGUGACCAUUGGAAAAUUACUGCUGCGGUUUGAUGUAAAGGUUUUAGCAAAUAUACACAAGGGAGAACCUCAAGCCCAGGUUGGACUGCAGCUUAUGAUUAUAUACCCUAUUUCCCCCAAAAUAGGACAUCCCCUGAUAAUAAGCCCAAUCCGGCUUUUGAGCUCAUGGUAGUAAGACCAAGCUCUUAUUUCAGGGUUCAAAAAAAUAGAAGACAGGGUCUUAUUUUUGGGGAAACAUAGUAGCUAAGUGGUAUGAAUCAGAAGAAUUCCAGCCUGUCUCAAAAAUUACAAGCUGUUAGUGGAAUCAUGAUAACUUUCUGAAGGCAUAGUAAUCUGGACUUGUUGAUUCAUUUGAUGCUGAAUGAUUCUCAGUAAUUCCAGCAAAGUCUUGCUGAUUGGCAGUUAGACUUAUGUAAGUGAAUGUAUUUAAAAUAUACAGUUGUACUUAGGCUGGUUUGGUGAUAGUGAGAGGAACAAGGCAGGCCUUGCAAUAUUGUCACAACAACAACAAAACUGGCAGUAGCAUUUAUAGCCACCUGCUCAACAAUAAGGGAACACUUGAAUGUGACUAUUCUGUAGCACUGUCCUUUGUUUUUAUUCUAAAUGUUUUAAAAUUUAUCUUUUGGUGUUCUCUUGGUGUGUCUCACAUACAAAUACUGUUCACUUGUUACGUAUUGUGUUACUUUUUUCUCACAACAUAGUAGUGUGUUGUGCAAAACAUAAGCUAGGGGAAGAAGAAGAGCUUGGCAUGUAACCAUGAUAUAAGAAAAUUGGCAGAAAUGUCCUCAGUUGAAAAUAUCCCCUCUUUUCCUUCUCUUUUUAAAGAAAGCAAAGAGUUUCUAUUGCUUUAAAGGUUGCUUAAUUAGCCUAACUGAUUGCAAGUCAGGGGGAUGGUUUGGAACUUCCAUCUGUAGUAAUCAGUAAUUACAUUUCAUGGCAUUUUUGAAAUAAAUGCUAAGAAUAUUUUAGAAGUAGAAACAGGUUGCUCUUCUCCAGAAUUUCAUCCCAACUUUUACACAACUUGGAAAAUUGGAAUGCAAGAUCAGAAAUACUAAUUCCUUUUCCUUUGGUCAUAUAGAAUUGCUGCUUUACCCAAAGGCAUCCAAUGCUAUUAAACUAUAAAGUUCAAUUUGUCCUUGAUUUGUACAAAAAAUGAUGUGUGUAUCAGGAAAACAGCUGCGUAAUUCCUCUUCCCCUUUCAAGUUUAACCAGUUUGUGUACAAUGUGAAAUAUCUAAUAAUCAGAGACCCUGAGUUCUAAAGUGCAGUUGGCCCAAGCAAUAGGGAUUGGUUUUAUAAUUGGAGCAAGGAUUGAAAAAUAAACCCAGAGGAGCAGGGCUGUUACCAAGAGUAAUAAUGCCAUAAUAAAAUUAAAAUCUGCUCUAAAAGACAAAAAGUGGUGCCCAACGGUACCAUUGGCCACACUGAAUAAUGUGUGUGUGUGUGUGUGUGUGUUUGUGUGUGUGUAUGACUAAAAAUGGGCUCUAUAUUUUUUAUAGCUAUUGCAGCAGAUAUCAAGUGCCGUGUGUAUAUAUAGUGUGUGAUUAUUUUAUAUGAUGUAUAUUACAUAAUUUUAUAAAUGUGACUCCCUUAUGAGAAUUUGCCGUGUGGGUAUGGGUUGCUAUGCAAGAUAGGGUUUUGAUGCAAAAUGCUGCUUGCUUUACAUUGAAACUUACAGAGAAGGAUUGUUUAUACAAUUAAUUUGGAAAAGGUUUUCAAGGUAUGCUACAUGAGGGUGGGACCAGCAUCUCUCCUGGUUGAAUUAAAAGGAGAAGUGUUUUUGGCCAGCCAGAUUGUCAAAACAUUUUUCGACAGCAAGUUGCUUCUAUCAGUUCCAUCUUUACACAGCCCAUUUGAUCCAGAAAAGCCCAGAUAAGUAAUGUAAGAGAUGAUAUUAUUAUUUGAAGGUAGAGAAAUGUUAGCCUCUUCCUUAACAGAAUCUCAUCAAGAAUUCUUUUUCUUAUAUUGUGACACUGUUUUAAGUGUUUUCCCCUCUUAUUGUAUUUUAUUUAUGAAAGUUAUAUAUUGUCUUUAUAUUUUAGGGGGAUCAUGUGUUCCUUCCAAUCAUAGAUGCAUAUAAAUGUUAGAAAGCAUAUACAGGUGAUCAGUUCCUGAAAUCUUAAGUGCUCAUUCCCCUAUUUACAUUUGGAUUGGUCUGUUUUGCCCAAGAACUGGUCGGACGAUCUCAUUUGGCAGUUUUACCCUUCCAUUUUAAGUUAUAAUGGCUUUUCAAAAUCAUUAAACCCUUCUGUGAGAAUUGGGUCAUCUUGUUUAAGCUAUUUGAAUGACUCUUCUUCCUUUCUUCCAGCCUUUAGGUUUGGACACUGUGACCCAGAACAAAUCUUCUUCAAUUGUUAAAUUCUCUAGCAUCUUCAUCUGUAUUAGAUAUCCUUUGAAUUGUGGCAUGGUGUAGCUCAUUUGCAGAAUUUCCUAUUGAGAUAUAUUGCAGCAGAAUUUAAACGCUGUAUCUCACAAGAGAAUUCCUCAUUUAUUCUCACAAAAAAGAGAUGCAAAUAUGCAACUCUAUAGAAAAUGUUUAUUGCAGUUUUUGCCCAGAAUUUAUUCAACUCACAUUUUGUUCACCUUUGAGUUUGACUAAGAAUGAGAUGAAUUGGCAGAGCAAUUUCUAAUUAUAUGAUCAACAUCCGUAUUAUCCUGAUACAAUGGAUAAGUAAAGCUACUGGUUUGAAGUAGUUGGUUAAACUCUACUCAUUGCCUGUACAUAAUAGCUAUCAGGAAUUUGUCCUAUGAAAAUCUGUGUAACCGACUUAUUGUAAAAGGUGGUUUUGGUGCAAUAUGGUUUUGAUUUGAACUGUUUCCCUGAAGGUGAUCUAGCUACACAAACUCAGAAAGAUGUUAUUCUCAGAGAUUUCUCCUCUGGUCUUUGAAAAGUCACUUCACUAAAUAAAGUAUUGCUGUUUAAGCAAAAAGUGUUAUUUCAGUUUAGUAUGAUUUUGUAAUUUAAUUUAAAUUUAAAGAUGCAUGUAUCUUUUGUCAUAUAAAAAUGUUAUAUUUUCUUUUAAAAGUUGUAAUAUUCUUUUUUUAAAAAAAAAACACUGUACAAAUGUUUAAAUAUUGUAGGUUUGGGCGGAAUUUUCUUUGUGUUUAUAAUAUUAAAGAGAAUAACACUG
Molecule: messenger RNA, 7593 nt
Organism: Ahaetulla prasina
Lineage: Eukaryota; Metazoa; Chordata; Lepidosauria; Squamata; Colubridae
Gene: CDON
Product: cell adhesion associated, oncogene regulated
Exons: 20
Coding region: 335-4099 (1254 amino acids)
Biological process (GO): axon guidance; nervous system development; cell-cell adhesion
Cellular component (GO): axon; plasma membrane
Molecular function (GO): protein binding
Source: RefSeq, a predicted model, not a curated record